Messenger RNA from Gastrolobium bilobum, 1761 nucleotides. Its product is annotated as laccase-7-like. The coding region runs from base 1 to 1761 and encodes 586 amino acids. Lineage: Eukaryota; Viridiplantae; Streptophyta; Magnoliopsida; Fabales; Fabaceae. The record is from RefSeq and is a predicted model, not a curated record. Gene Ontology annotation, biological process: lignin catabolic process. The transcript is spliced from 6 exons. Gene Ontology annotation, cellular component: apoplast. Gene Ontology annotation, molecular function: copper ion binding; hydroquinone:oxygen oxidoreductase activity.
AUGAAGUUUCUCUUGUUUUCGCUGGCAUGGACUUUUGGUCUACUAGCUUGUUGCUUCACUUCUGCCUCUACAGUGGAAUACACUUUCAAUGUUCAAAAUAUGAAUAUACAACGUUUGUGCAAUGAGCAUGUCAUAGUUGCAGUUAAUAGGAGUCUCCCUGGACCAACCAUAGAAGUCCGAGAAGGUGACGCUGUGAUUGUCCACGUGUUCAACCAGUCACCCUACAAUAUCACUAUUCAUUGGCACGGAUUGUUUCAGCGUUUUAGUGCCUGGGCAGAUGGUACCGAAUAUAUAACUCAGUGUCCAAUCCUUCCUGGAAAUAGUUAUACCUAUAAAUUCAACGUCACAGGACAAGAGGGAACAUUAUGGUGGCAUGCUCAUGCAUUUGAUUUACAAGCCACUGUUUAUGGUGCUUUCAUCAUUCGUCCUCGGUUGGGUCAAUCUUAUCCAUUUCCUCAACCCUACGAUGAAGUUCCAAUAGUGUUAGGUGACUGGUUUAAUGGUAAUGUUGUGGAUAUUGAUAUCGAAGCACUUCACGUGGGCCAUGGUCCUAACUUGUCCAAUGCUUACACCAUCAAUGGCUUGCCAGGCGAUCUCUACAAUUGUUCACAAAACCAGACAUUCAAGAUCAACGUGACGCAAGGAAAAACCUACUUACUACAAAUGGUGAAUGCUGCAAUAGAUAACCAUCUUUUCUUCAAGUUAGCAAAUCAUACCUUCACAGUUGUUGCUGUUGAUGCUUCAUAUACGGCACCGUAUUUAACCGAAGUGAUCUUCCUUGCCCCUGGUCAAAGUGCUGAUGUCCUUUUCACAGCGAACCAAGUUGUGGGUUCGUACUACAUGGCUGCAUCUCCUUAUAGUAUUGGUGUGCCAAAGCUCGAUAAUACGACAACUCGUGGCAUUGUCGUUUACGAGAAUGCAACAAUAUCGAAGCCUGUGAUGCCAAAACUACCAGCCUUCAACGACACACUAACCGCUUUCACAUUCUGCAGUAACAUCACAAGCCUAGUGGGGGCCCCACAUUGGGUCCCUGUCCCUGAAAAUGUGGAUGAGCACAUGCUAAUCACCGUUGGAUUGGGCUUAGAUGGUUGUCCUAAGAACGUUUCAUGUGAGGGACCAAAUAAAAACAAAUUCUCUGCGAGCAUGAAUAAUCAAUCCUUUGUGUUCCCCAAAGCGAGAGGGUACUCUACGUUGGAAGCAUUCUUUUACAAUUUGAGUGGGGUCUACACUGCGAAUUUCCCUGACUACCCUCCGAAUCUGUUUGACUUCACGAAUUACAGUCUACUUAUUGAUUACAAAGUUAUGUUUGCAAGGAAAUCAACUAUGACGAAGAAACUCAAGUUUAAUUCAACGGUGGAGAUUGUUUUUCAAGAUACGGCACUUAUUCAUGUGAUAAACCAUCCCAUGCAUAUUCACGGUUAUAGUUUCCACGUUUUGGCUCAAGGAUUUGGGAAUUUCAACUAUGCCACUGAUAAAACUAAGUAUAAUUUGAUUAAUCCUCAAUUCCGCAACACAAUUGCUGUGCCUGCUGGAGGAUGGGCCGUCAUUAGAUUUCAAGCAAAUAAUCCAGGGAUAUGGUUUGUGCAUUGCCAUGUUGAUGAGCAUAUGGAAUGGGGACUAGACAUGGCUUUGGAGGUUGAGAAUGGACCAACUCCUUCAACUUCAGUCCCUCCACCACCUCCUGAUCUGCCUAAAUGCAAUCGAAUUGGCAUAGUGCACAAGUCUAUGUUCGAAACCAACAACGCUACCAGUUUUCUUUAA